AUGAUCAACUAUGACGAUAGCAAUGAAAGCAUCUUAUCGUUCUAUAAUUUAAAAACUGUUAAUCCAAAAUCAACCAAAGAAUUAAAUUUGAGUGAAUACAAAAAUAUCGAUUCAGACCAGUUGGAUAACUUAACAACUGACGAGCAGUUUAAUUUAUUGAACAAAUUAGUUCUUGAGGGAAAUAGCAGCAAUCCAAGUACUCAUUUUAACGAGAGCGGAAAUGAUGAUUAUGAAGAUCCAUUAAGGGGAAAGGGAUCCAAUGUUAUUAAGGAGUUGAUUAAAAGGGGAAUGAUAACAUCCUCCAGUGAUCCAAAGAUUGACCAGUACUUGAUAUCCUCCAAGAAGUUCGAUAGUCACAAAUUUUUGACCAGCAUACAUCAAGAUACACCGAUUGAAGAUCUAACGAAAUCUUUAAAUUUUUUAGAAAGAAACAUACAGAGUCAAACAAAUCAGUUGAAAUCUGUCAUAAACGAUAACUUCAUCAACUUUUUAGAUUGUAAGAAAUCGAUUGAUGAUGUUCUUAUCGAAUAUAAGCAACUCAAGACCAAGGCCCAACAAGAAAGAGAAAGUAGCAAGGUUUUUAACCCAGCUAGACAUUCUAAAAAAAGAGUGCAAGAAUCAUUGUCCUCAGAUUUAGAAGAAGCAAUCAAAGGUUUAACUUUGAAUAGGAAUUUGAUGAUAAGACCUAUUGUGGAAAAGCAGUCAAAAGAAAUGAAAUUGAAUAAAUUAAUUGAAUUUAUAAAAGCGAAUAGUUUUUUCUUUGAUCUACCUAGCAAGCUUGUUACAUAUCUUUCAAACCACAAUCAUGACCAAUUUGUUGACGACUACAACAAAUAUUUAAAGGAGAGAGCAGACUUAUUGAUACAUCAUAAACAAGAAUUCACAGAAGUUCUUGAAAAACUAGAGAAAGACAACGACCAUUCGAGAAUUAAGCAACUCGAACAAGAACAACUUCUAAUAAAUACAGCAUUGUCAAAGGCAUUUCUUGAAAUUGAUAAUAUUAUUGCGGAAUAUAGGAAGAAAACAUAUAAAGAACUAUUAACUAUGGAUCACCAAAUUGGCAAUGCCAAUUACCGAUCCAAUAGUUCAAAUACUAAGUUCAUUGCCUUAGUUGACAAAUUAUACCAAUUGAACGAGGGUGCUAACGGAAAUAAAGUAAACCCGGUCGAAGAUUUCUUAGAUGCUCAAUUAGAUGGCAUACAGAGGGAUUUGGACUAUCAUGUAAAUAAAUUUGAUAACAGAUUUACGAUGAUGCAAAGAAAACUAUUUGAUUAUGUUAAUUCGUUUGGUGAGAAGAGGAUCAAUGGUUCUUACAUCCGUUUCUUGGGAGAGAAAUACGCCCAAUUGGACGAUUUUCUAAAGGCAUCAUCCUCUGUGUCAAAACAACCAAGGGAAGAACAAGAGAAACUAGUUAUGGAAGUUUUUGAUACCGAAGAGAACAUAGACUUGUCAAUUAUUAACGAGACUUGGCUUGUACUAAGUAAUUUUAGCACUUAUUUAAGUGGCUCAUUUCUGAACAGUUUGCAAAAAUUUGUAUCUAAUUAUAUUCAUUAUGCUGAUCCUUCCAAUGGUUUUAAAGUCGAUAUCCAAGGUUCUAUUCGUGACAAGUUUUUCAAGUUAUUUGAUCUGAUAACGUCCUUCUUAGUGUCGCUUUUCAGCGAGGACUCUGGGGAUAUUAAGCAAAUAGAAUCAUCACCAGGAAACUAUACCCAAUUCUUGCCCUACUACACAAACUCCCUAUCGGCUUGCUUCUAUUUAUCCAAAGUUAAUCAUCAAGUAAACACAUUUCUUACAAAUAUGGGAAGCUUCAUUGUGGACGUUGGUAAUGCAACCAAUAAUCCUUCUACAAAUAAAUUAAUCGAGAGCCUAAGAAAUGCUUGUUCUAAAAUUAACCAAAAGACAAUUGAGGCUAUAUGUGCUGUGUGGGUUAAUGAUUGUUCACAAUUCUAUGAUUUAGAGAACUGGGAUACGCAGAGCGAUGUAAAGUCUGACCAGAAAAAUCGUGGUGUUGCGGCCACUUAUACUAAGAUAGUGAAUAUCUUUGAGAACUAUGAAAUCUAUAUUCUAUCUAAAUUGACAGACGUGAUUUUUAACAAGGACAAUUCCUCCUCGAAAGUCAGGAUCACUGCCUCAUACCCGAGUAAAAGAAUUUUGGUCAGCAUUGAAAUCCAGUUCAUGAGAAGUCUUAAUAUCUUUGUUGAUUCAACUAUGAAGAGAUACAAUAUGGAGGGAAAUAAAAAAAUCAAAGACGAUUUUGAAAUUUAUAAGAUAUUAACGAUGAAUAACUUAGAUAUUAUGGGCCGUGUAGUCUAUCCAAGGCUCAUUUUUAAGUUUGAUAAGUUAUUUGAUAAAGAGCUUUCUAAACAAAAUUUGAAGUUAUAUGAAGAUAUUGAUAAAGUUAAUGAGAGCAUAUUUCAGGACAUUUUAAGUAGAGAAGUGUCAUGGAUUGAGUCAGCUUUAAGCAAGUUGUUUCACAAAAUUCCACACACCUCGAUUCAUGAUGAAGUGCUUCAAGUGGAUGGUGUGAUUUUCGAGAUCCUUAUUCAUUUCGUUAAAUUAAUUCACGUUGUAAAGCCUUUGACAAGUUUAGAGAUCUUUGUUGAAAUUAUUGAUGAGUUACAAGAGUCUUUCAUGAAAGAUUUCUUGACUAAUGUGAGGAACUUGGUGACCCUUCAAUUUAACGUCGAAUGGCUAAGUCGUUUGAAGUUUGACCUUAACUUCAUCUUGGAGGUGUUUGAAUCAAGUAGGUAUUUGAAGUUGAAAGAGAAGUCAUUGAAACCAUUGCACUCAUCAUUGAAAAUAAUAUCUGAUCAUGAGGAACUGGCUCCCAAUGAGGCGGACUUUGAGAGAAGAUUAGAUCAAAGUUUAAAGCAUUCCGAGAGCGAGUUCGAUUGCUUUCUUUAA
Molecule: messenger RNA, 2904 nt
Organism: Priceomyces carsonii
Lineage: Eukaryota; Fungi; Ascomycota; Pichiomycetes; Serinales; Debaryomycetaceae
Gene: SEC5
Product: exocyst subunit
Exons: 1
Coding region: 1-2904 (967 amino acids)
Biological process (GO): Golgi to plasma membrane transport; exocytosis
Cellular component (GO): exocyst
Source: RefSeq, a predicted model, not a curated record